Epinephelus fuscoguttatus (brown-marbled grouper) is the source of this 768-nucleotide messenger RNA. RefSeq names its product stress-associated endoplasmic reticulum protein family member 2 (gene serp2). Gene Ontology annotation, biological process: endoplasmic reticulum unfolded protein response. The record is from RefSeq and is a predicted model, not a curated record. Lineage: Eukaryota; Metazoa; Chordata; Actinopteri; Perciformes; Serranidae. The coding region runs from base 90 to 287 and encodes 65 amino acids. Gene Ontology annotation, cellular component: endoplasmic reticulum. The transcript is spliced from 3 exons.
UGAUGCAGCGGUGCUGUCGACAGCCUGCAGCUUCAGAAAAUAAAGCUACAGACUAAUUUACCCCCGGUGUUAUAUAAUUGUUCCGGAAGAUGGUGGCUAAACAGAGGAUCCGCAUGGCCAACGAGAAACACAGCAAGAACAUCACGCAGAGAGGAAACGUAGCCAAGACGCUGCGACCACAGGAGGAGAAGUACCCUGUGGGUCCCUGGCUGCUCGCCCUCUUUGUAUUUGUAGUGUGUGGAUCAGCCAUAUUUCAGAUCAUCCAGAGCAUCCGUAUGGGGAUGUGAUGCAGAAGGAGCAUCCGGACUCCCACACACCCCUCAUGCCCUCACUGAGCCUGGCUAGCCUGCACCUGCACACCCCUGACCCCCUUCCAGAGGCCAAGAGACUGACGCCAAAGCUUUGGAUCUGGCAGACCUCAGAGAGAGAGAGAGAGAGAGAGAGAGAUAAGCUUCCCCGACCACUGCCUCCACCAGCCCCUCCUGGGGACACGCCCCCCCGCCCUCGAUCAGCGUUUACAGUGUUGCAGUCUGUGGUACUGACAGCUUUUCUAUGGACAGUCUAAAACCACGCCGGCUGGAGAACUUGUGUGUCUCAUUACUCACUUGGCACCUGUGCGUGUGUGAGUGUAUGUGUGAAGUUGUGACUGUUGACGUGAGAGUGUGUGUAGCCAGUGAUUCCUGCUGAUGAUGUGCCAUAUCUGUCUGUUUAAGUGUCUGUGUUAUGUGAGAAGAAUCUUUUUUCAAAUAAAUGUCAAACAUUUAGGGA